This is a messenger RNA of Cololabis saira (Pacific saury), 2511 nucleotides long. It is a transcript of the gene tsc22d3, whose product is annotated as TSC22 domain family, member 3. Gene Ontology annotation, biological process: regulation of transcription by RNA polymerase II. The transcript is spliced from 3 exons. Lineage: Eukaryota; Metazoa; Chordata; Actinopteri; Beloniformes; Belonidae. The record is from RefSeq and is a predicted model, not a curated record. Bases 469 to 1143 code for a protein of 224 amino acids.
AGCCCAGGGAAAAAAAAGUGAUAAGCAGUAAGCAGCUUCUGGGUUUUGCUUUCAAGUGGACUCCUGCUGAAUCGGUGCGAGUGGAGUGUGUGUAUUUGUGUGUGGCGUGAUCAGUCUUUCUGCUGCCACUGUAGCCACACAUUGCAGCAGCGUCUGCCCUGAACAAAAGGCUAAACGCAGAAGAAGCCACAGGAGGGGAAACUCAGGGGACUGAGGCGGGCAGAGUGGCCCAGCGUGACUGCACCUCUGAGGGAGAGACUCGACCUGACAUUUAGCCCUCCUUGGCCCUGGACUGGAGACAGGAUGACACAUUAGACUUUCCCAGGCUUCCUGUCGAGUCAUCAGGGCUGAGGAACACACCCUUUUUCUGACAGUUGUGUCUUUCACUUUCUCAGUCUCUAUCAUCCUUCACCGACAGUCCUGCACCUGCUCUGUCUGUCUGUCCUCUUCCCUCACCUGACCUCCAAGAUGUCAGACGAUGACUGCCGCUCGCCCAUCGGUCUGGACUGCUGCAGCUGCUGCCUGGACCUGGCCAACGGCUGUGAAGACUCCCUGUCCAGCAGCCCGUCCCAGGGCCUCGGACCUCCGGGGGGCCUGCCGGGGAGCCCCACCAGCCCCAGCGUCAGCCACUUCCGUCAGCUCCGCAACCAGCUCAUGUACCAGAACCUGAACACUGACAAGCUGAACAACAUCAUGAGGCAGGACUCCCUGGAGUCGGUGGUGAGGGACCCCUGCUUCCUGCUCAACGAGGGGAUCUGCAACAGCAACAGCAACAUAGACCAGACCAUGCUGUCCAUACUGCUCUUCUUUCACAGUGCCUCUGGUGCUAGCGUAGUGGCCAUCGACAACAAGAUAGAACAGGCCAUGGAUCUCGUCAAGAACCACUUGAUGUAUGCUGUGCGCGAGGAGGUGGAGAUCCUCAAAGAGCAGAUCAAAGAGCUGGCGGAGAAGAACAACCAGCUUGAGAGGGAGAACUACCUGCUCAAGAACUUGGCCAGUCCAGAGCAGCUGGAGAAGUUCCAGUCUCGCAUCCCGACGGAUGCGCUGUUACCGCUGGAUAAUCAGAACGUCCAGGUGACCCCAGACCAGCAGCAGCAGCAGCACCAGCAGACCAGUAUCCACAACACAGGCUCUGCUGUAUAAGUGGCUCUGCCUUGGGGCGGGCAGAGCCACUGUCUCUUUUCAUCAAUGGACCUCCAUUUGAACUUUAGCGUAAUUAAAUCGCCACCGAGACCCCUUCGAAGCGGCGAAGGCGAAGCAUCGGUGCUGUAAAUGAUCGAUGGGACACAAAUGAACUGUUGACACUGAGCACGAACCAGAACUCUAGAUGCUCUGACCGGUGCCAUGUCAGGCCCAUCCUCUGAUACCGUCCAGCUCUUUGUCGUAGUCUCUCUUUGUAGACACAAGUGUUUAAGAAUAGAGAGGGCAGGCUAGAGACGAAUAAGUGCUUGCUUUCAGACGAACACUCUUCUCUCUGUAGAGACGGGCUGAGGAGGUGUUGAAUGGGCUGGCCCGGCAAGCGCUGACUUGGAAAGCGUGGGCAGCUUUGUCCCCUCGUGACCCAGAGGAAACCCUUCUGAGAUGGUUCUCAACAAGAACAGCCCCGUUCAUGUGGAUAUGUCCCAUCUCACAAGUUUCAAAGACUUCUCGCCGCACAUUUCAGCCACCAAACAAGGACGCUACCCGUAACCUACAGUGUAUUGCUACUGUCUUCAUGUACACUUAAAACAUAACAAAAAUAAUCGACAGGUUAAGCAAAGGCAGGAGAGGCAAGCUUAAUCCUGUGUAGUCUAUUAGAGCUGGUGACCUGCUGCAGUGGACUGAUGAGUAAACUGUAAUAACUCAUGGCAAAUGUAAUCUUGGAGUGCAGGUGGAGCUUGCUGCUUGUGGGGGGAAAUUAAUUUUACAAUAUAGUCUGUUUUUUUUGUUUUGAUUCUGAACAAAAAUCACUUUCUCUAGGAGUUCUUUAAAAAAGAAGCUAUUUUUGUAACGAACCAGGCCUGUUUUAUUCACCAGUUAGCUACAUUGUACAUACAGAUGAAACGUCCUGAGCUGGUGGUGAUGAUGACUUUAAAAGCAGAUGCCAGCAAUUCUGCAUUAUGUGCUGCAGAUGCACUCCUGUAUCUUUUUUUUUUUUCUUUCUUUCUUUUUGUUUUAGCACCAUUAUCUGGUCUCUUUCUUUGCUCAGAUGCCAACUUGAAAACGAUGGCAUGACAACAGUGCCUGUAUGUAAGAGAGGAACACAUUUCUACAGUGAGAUUGGUUGUUGUGGUCUUCUUGCUACCAAAGACUGUUUGUUUUGUUUGUUUUUUUUAAGUGUUUGUACAGCAACAAAAGCUGAGCACACCAGGACCAUGUGUAAAAAGUUCACAGGGAGAAGACAUGCUUAUAGCUACUGCUAAAGUUUUUGUAAAGAUAACGGUAUUGUUGCUUUAACGUAUCCUGAAACUGUUGGUCACUAGUGUUUGGAUACGACUGCACAUUUGCAAUAAACCUUAUGUUUACAUAUUA